Molecule: messenger RNA, 2155 nt
Organism: Cynara cardunculus var. scolymus (artichoke)
Lineage: Eukaryota; Viridiplantae; Streptophyta; Magnoliopsida; Asterales; Asteraceae
Exons: 14
Coding region: 217-1611 (464 amino acids)
Source: RefSeq, a predicted model, not a curated record
AUCGCUGUUUUGCUCAUUCUCUCGAUUACUCAUCUUGUGUUUGAGACCUGCUUCGAUUUGGAAGGGGGAAGAUUUGCUUGAUUCCACCGUGCUAGAGAAGAAUCAUCUCGCUCGAUUACUCUAGAGUCGAAGAAUAUAGGCUAAUCACGCUACUUGAUCACUGAUUUAUGAUCGAUAUUCGAUUCUCUGCUGUAAUUCAGAGCUAGAAACCAGAAGAUGAAGAAGGACAAAUCUGUGUUAAUAGCAAGCCCUAGCGGAAGUACCGAAGCAAAAUCAUCUUCUUCCAACAAAGUAUUCUUUCCAGAAGAAGAAGAAUCGGAGAAGCAACAAACUAGUAAUGACUUCCCUUUGCCGGCAGGCACUCGUAAUGGUUCAUCCAAAUACGAUUUCGUUAAGGUGAAAGUAUGGUUGGGUGAUAAUGCUGAUCACUACUAUGUGCUCUCUAGAUUUUUGCUUAGCAGAAUGUUGACUGUUACUAAGAUCCCUAAUCAUGUGGCCCUAAAAAUUGCUCUUGAACUCAAGAAGCUGCUAAUAGAUAAUAGCCUUCUGGAUGUCUCUCAGUCUGAUUUGGAAGCUAAUUUAUUUAAGCUCAUGGAACGGCGGGGCUAUGGGCAAGAGUAUAUAAAUCGUUACAAGAUGAUGACAAGAUUUCACCAUCAAAGAGUACCAUUGGUUAUUCUUGUAUGUGGCACAGCGUGUGUUGGGAAGUCUACAAUUGCUACUCAACUUGCUCAAAGGCUAAACUUGCCAAAUGUUUUGCAGACGGAUAUGGUUUAUGAAUUGCUAAGGACGUCGACAGAUGCACCUUUGACAUCUUCACCUAUUUGGGCACGAGACUUCAACUCCUCAGAGGAGCUAAUUACUGAAUUUUGCAGAGAAUGCAGAAUUGUUCGGAAAGGUUUGGCUGGUGAUUUGAAGAAAGCAAUGAAAGAUGGAAAGCCGAUCAUUAUUGAGGGGAUGCAUGUGGAUCCUAGUAUAUACCUAAUGGAUGAAGAGAACAAAUCACCACAUAAUGUGCCAGUGAAAGCAGAACAGUCAAAUUCUUCAAAAAUGGAUGAGAAAGACAUAAAACGUAUGCAAAAUAAUGCUUCUGCUCUUCGCCCUCAUGAUGAGAAUAUCCCACAGAGUGUUGAGAAUUCCAAGACAGAAGCAAAUGUUGCAGAAGAGUCAGAUAAAAUUUCAGAUCGCCUCAAGUCUGUUCAUCUUGUUGACCAUACUGCUGCUAGUGACAAAACGAAAGAUGAGGCAGCAGAUAGGAAUCCUAUUCUAAGAAGAGAAAAAUCUGGGGUAACUGAACCAGUAAUAAUUCCGAUAGUCCUAAAAAUGGCAGAAUUCGACCAUAAGGCAUUACUAGAGGAGUGGAUAUCUAGUCGAAAAUUCAGUGAUAAAUAUCCAAUCCAGGAAAAAGAUAAAUUGAUUAGCAACUUGAAAACCAUUCAAGACUAUCUGUGCUCAUUCAAGUCACAGGGAUUGACAGUUGCUAAUAUAUCUGCUACAACAUUCCCACAAACACUUGAUUGGCUGCACAAUCAUCUUCUUCAGGUACUUCAGUCUUGGCUGGUCCAUCUUCCCAUUCCCAUACUUUCUUUUGCCUACCCCCAACUAGUUUGAGGAGGUUGUUUUUGUGGGGUUGAUUUAUUCCUAUAAAAUGCUGUUGUAUGCUCACUUAGCAUUGGCGAUAUUGAUCUGUAAGGGUGAGUUUGGUAUGAGGACGUGACUGGAUAUGACCAGUACGCAAACUUGUUGUCCCAUGUUUGCCAGACCCAAGUCGCCAAAAUAGGUGGAACAAAAAUCUGGGAGAUGAGAAAAGAUUGGUAAAUUAGUAAACUACCUAUGUCAAAUUAAAACCCAAAAGACCUUCCACAAUUCGUUCAGCACCUACCUCACUCAUGCCAGCUUUCCCAACCUGUCGGGUCCCGUCUGCUUAGCAAAUGCGCCCUAAAUGCUCAUAUGGUUUAACAAAAAGAGCUUAAUUCCUUCGCAAUUGAAAGUCGAAUCAAUGCUAAAGUCAAUAUCUUGAAAUUGUUAAGCGGCAUGCAGGUCAACUAGAAUUGGUGAUAUUGUUUACCUUGUUUUGGGUUUCUUCAUUCCCAUCAAAGUUAAUACUAGGAUGUUUUUCGUCUCUCCCUCUGAUUGAUCCCUGAACUUUACGGUU